GGGGUCCCCCGACCCUGGUCGGCUUCAGGGGGCUGGCGGCCGCCCCAGACUGGCGGCCUCGCGGGGGCAGCGAAGCCUCUUUCCGCUCCCUCUGGUGCCGUUGGAUUUGGUGCGCCCGGGGCGCGGCAGUGAUCGCCUUGUGAUGGUGAACGACGCGCUGAAAGCACUGAACUGGAUGGCAGGCUGGAAGGAGUUUUUGUGGGCGAAUCGCGGCCCAGACGGCCUGCCCGAUGACAUGCAGGCGGACGUCCAGCGGAGGGUGUGUGAGUUGGUUGAUAGCUGGUACCCGCGCCCUCCGCCUCUCAGCGACGAGGCGGCUCUCAAGAAGUUGCUUCAAGGACAUUUCCCAUAUCAGGCUGCGGGAUGUCCGACUAGGGUCACGUCCUUCAAGCUCGACCUCCUGAGCCUCCCUGGCUCUGUCCGAGGGUGUCCACUGAUCACGGACGUGGCGCCCUCAGAGGUUAUCGGAUUUCUGGAGGACUAUCGCGAGCGCAUGCCGGCGCCGCCCGUUGAGAAAUACAAGACGGUCCCCUACUUCGAUCCCGAGCUACGUUUUAAUCAGAAAGAAUAUCAUCGGCUCCUCCGCCGUUUGGCAGACAUUGGCAUCAUUACUUGGACCAGUUCCCCGAAGUGCAAUGUGGGUCUCUUCGCGGUGGAGAAGGACGGCGGCGCAGCCCAGAGGUUGAUCGUCGACGCCAGGCGGGCCAAUGAGUGCUUUCAGGCGCCGCCCGGGGUGUCGCUCCUGAGUUUGGAGGGCCUGUCGAGAAUAGAGGUGGAGCUGCCCGCUAGCGCGCCGCUGGGGUCUGAACAGGCCGCAAAGUUGUUGGAGGACUGCUGCCUCUCGAUCGGCCUCUCGGACGUCUCGAACUGUUUCCACGGGUUGCGCGUGCCAGCUUGGCUGUCUGAUUAUUUCUGCCCCCCUCCUGCGCCGGCUCACGUGAUGGGCGCGGCGGGCGCGGAGGUUAACGGGCGUGUUCUUGGCCGCGCGGAGGCAGUAACACCGCGCUGGGCUGUGCUCCCCAUGGGCUUCACUUGGAGCCUAUGGAUCGCUCAGAUGAUCAACGAGACCACCGUGACCAAGGUGACACCCUCUCUGCCUGGAUCCCCUCUGCGCGAUCGCGGACCGCCGCUGGUGGCGAGACCUGCCCUGGAGGAGGAAUGCAACGCGCUCAGCCACUAUGUGCAUGUAGACAACCUCGGAGUGAUAGGCGUCUGCGAGGCCGCAGUUGGCGACGCGCUCGAGCAGCUGGAGGAGGGCUUCAACCGCGAGGGGCUGCUGCUGCACAAGUCGGAGCGCUCACGCGGCGGCAUCGUCGCGCUCGGCACGGAGCUCGACGGGACGGCGCUGCGGACGCGCGUCACGCCCAAGCGAUUCUGGAACAUAUACCAGGCUUUGGGCGCGCUGCUGCGGCGCUGGCGGGCCAGCGCGUGGGCGCUCGAGGUCGUCUUGGGGCACUGCACGUUUGCCGCCUUGUGCUGCCGGGGCCUGCUCAGUGUUUUCCAUUCGGUGUAUGCCUUCGUGGGGCGGGGCCGCGCCUCAGGACGGGCAGGGCCGCUGUGGGACGAGUGCCGCUCCGAAUUACAGGCCUUCAGGUCGCUAAUGAUCUUCAUGUUCAGUGACUGGCUCCGAAGCUGGAACGACCUGGUGGUCCAGACCGACAGCAGCCUUGAGGGGUGCGCGGUGGCGCAGGCGCUCUGGCCUUUGCAGGCCGUGCGCGAGGCUCGGCCGAGCGAGGGCCAGCUGGGGCUCGAGACGCUGUCCAGCCAGAGGAAGGCCACCUUGCGGCCACCAGGCGCCCAGCCGGCGCUGCGCGGCAGGCUGAGUGGCAAGCGCCGCGGAAGGGCUCCCACCGACAACGAGGAUCGCCUGAAGCCCGCGCCCAGGCUGGCAGACGUCGGCGAGAGCAGCAGCACCAGCGGACGAGAGCAGGUGAUCACCGUCCUGACGGCCGCGGCCAGGGGCGCCCACCGCUCCCCCAGCGAGCGCUCGGUGGCGCUGGAAUUGCUGGGGCGAUGCCGGAGCCGGUCGGCGGGCUUCGACUCUUCGGAGGGAGAGCGCCCGCGAGUGCACGGCGAGCUGGUCGACGGCACGCGAAUGGGGUACCUCAGUUUGCUCCUCUUCAUGAGCCGGGGCGCCAGCAAGGGCAUUCAGAUCCAUGCAGGCCUGAUAUUUUCGACGGCGGAGCUCUCGAGGGCCUGCCGCUGCCGGAGGGGCUGGCGGCAGGGGGCCCCCGGCCGCAGCUGGCGCAGCUGGUCUCUGACGGUGUGGGCUGGAGUGGCCAGGAUGUUGGCUGGCCUUUUCCCUCUGCAGGCCUCGGUCCUGUGGUCGGUCUCGCUGGGCAGCCGCUGGAGGCCGAGCAAGCUGAUGAGUCUCAGGGCGCGUGGUACGAUUGCGCCUGCAGGUGGCAUCUCCCUUUCCUGGAGCCUGCUGUUCUCCCUCUCACAGCGGAUCGAGCGGAGCAGUACCACCCGCAGCGACGUCGGCAUCGAGAGGGACUCGCCGCUCUUGCGGUUCAUAAGGCCCGUCCAGAGAGUGAUGGCCGAUGGGCCGAAGGACGAGGUGGUUCGGACGUUCGCGCAUCUCCAGAGUCCCCGGAAGCCGAACUUUUCGCGGGACGAGCCGAGCAUCACAGAGACGAUAGUGCAGCACCCGAGGCGGCACGCGGGACCGUCGAUCGACAUCUUCGGGCAGCGUCGGACGGGGCCGGAGGCCCAGCGCCGCGGACAGGGUGGAAGCAUCAUGAGUGUCCAGCGGUACGACGAGGACGUCAGGUUGGCGAGGAGUUGGGAGCUGCUCCCAGACAGGAGAUCCCAGCUGCUGGAGGCAUGCGGAGCAGCGCUCGAGGACAUACCCCCCGGCAGACCGCACGGCGUGGCGCCCCAUUGGCGGGGCAUCUCAAGGGUCGCUACAUCCUCGACCUUUAUGCGGGGACUGGUGGCGUCGCGCGGGCCGCUGUCCAGCAAGGUUGCAAUGCUCGUGCGUAUGAUCGGGCCCAUGGGCCCAGCGAGGACUUGA
Molecule: messenger RNA, 3016 nt
Organism: Prorocentrum cordatum
Lineage: Eukaryota; Dinophyceae; Prorocentrales; Prorocentraceae
Source: the annotation of a GenBank genome assembly